Phragmites australis (common reed) is the source of this 2329-nucleotide messenger RNA. Its product is annotated as zinc finger CCCH domain-containing protein 45-like. Gene Ontology annotation, molecular function: N6-methyladenosine-containing RNA reader activity; metal ion binding; mRNA binding. The record is from RefSeq and is a predicted model, not a curated record. Gene Ontology annotation, cellular component: nucleoplasm. Gene Ontology annotation, biological process: regulation of mRNA splicing, via spliceosome; mRNA splicing, via spliceosome. The transcript is spliced from 8 exons. Lineage: Eukaryota; Viridiplantae; Streptophyta; Magnoliopsida; Poales; Poaceae. Bases 45 to 2027 code for a protein of 660 amino acids.
CGAGGUCUACUCUCCUGCCAAUUCCCAAACCCUAACAUCUCCCCAUGGACGACGGCGACGGCGGCCUGAGCUUCGACUUCGAGGGCGGCCUCGACUCGGCCCUGGCGGCUGGGGGGCCCGCGCCGUCCUCGACUGACCCUGGCGGGGGCGGGGCCGGGCCGGGCCUGUACGGCCGCGGCCGCGGCCGCGGCCGCGGUAGCUACCGUCAGACGGUAUGCCGGCACUGGCUGCGGGGGCUGUGCAUGAAGGGUGAGGCGUGCGGGUUCCUUCACCAGUUCGACAAGGCCCGCAUGCCCGUGUGUCGCUUCUUCCGCGACUUCGGCGAGUGCCGCGAGUCGGACUGCGCCUACAAGCACUCGUACGACGACGUCAAGGAGUGCAACAUGUAUAAGAUGGGAUUUUGCCCCAAUGGUCCUAGUUGCCGGUACAAGCAUGUCAAGCUACCUGGGCCACCACCUCCUGUCGAGGAAGUUCUCCAGAAGAUUUUGCAGAUGCGCUCUUUCAACAAAUACGGUCAGCAUAGAAACAAUAACUAUAAUCAGCAGGUGGAGAGACCUCAACAUCCACAGGGUUCAGGGUUGCCUAACCAGAAUUCAACAGAAAAUGCUACUGCUACAACGCAACCAGCUGCUGGACAACAAGCACAAACGAUGCGCCAACAGCCACCACAGCAGCAGCAGAAUCCAAAUACAAAUGAGCAGGUCCAAGGUGUUUCAAAUGGCCAUCAAGCCACUAGAAUCGCGACACCCCUUCCACAAGGGCCAUCUAGGUACUUCAUUGUUAAAAGUUGCAAUCGGGAGAACCUGGAAAUAUCAGUUCAGCAGGGAAUUUGGGCUACUCAGAGGAGUAACGAGGCUAAACUUAAUGAAGCUUUUGAAUCCAUUGAGAAUGUUAUUCUAAUAUUCUCAAUUAAUAGAACUCGCCAUUUCCAGGGGUGUGCAAAGAUGACUUCUAGGAUUGGUGGCUACAUUGGAGGUGGAAAUUGGAAAUCUGCUCAUGGAAUGGCACAUUACGGUCGGAACUUCUCUAUACAGUGGCUUAAGAUUUUGCUAGUAUGGUUAAACCAAAUUGUGAAUCACAGCUUUGUGAAUUGUCAUUUCAGAAAACUCAUCAUCUGCGCAAUCCAUACAAUGAUAAUCUCCCUGUUAAGGUUGGUGCAGAUUAGCAGAGAUUGCCAGGAAUUAGAACCUUUCAUUGGUGAGCAGUUGGCUUCCCUGCUUUAUCUGGAACCAGACAGUGAACUUACGGCUAUGCUAAUUGCAGCCGAGGCCAAGAGAGAAGAGGAAAAGGCAAAGGGAGUCAGUGUUGAUGAGGCAGCUGAUAAUCAAGAUAUCAUGCUGUUUGAUGACAAUGAAGAAGAGGAGGAAGAGGAAAGUGAGGAAGAAGAAGAAAGUGGCCAAGAAUCUCAAGGAAGGGGAAGAGGAAGGGGGAUGAUGUGGCCACCUCAAAUGCCAAUGAUGCGCCGCGUUGGGCCAAUGAUGGGAGGGCGCAGCUUCCCUCCCAACAUGAUGGGUGAUGGCUUCGGUUUUGGCAGUGGUUUUGGCAUGCCUGAUCCUUUUGGUGUGCCUCGUUGUUUUCCACCAUUUGGUGGCCCAAGGUUUCCCGGUGACUUCACCAGAGGAGGUCCUAUGCCUGGUAUGGUCUUCCCUGGCAGGCCACCGCAACCUGGAGGCCUCUUCCCUAUGGGCCUUGACAUGAUGGGUCCUGGUCGUGGACUGCUCAUGGGAGGCAUGGGAAUGGGCAGGCCUGGACGACCUAAUCGCCCCAUGGGUAUGGCUCCCUUCAUGCCCCCUCCACCUCCAAACAACCGUGUUGCGAAAAGGGAGCAAAGAAAGCCAGGUGGUGACAGGAGCGACAAGUAUGAAACAGCGUCGGACCAGGGAAGCAGGGGUCGUGAUAAUACUGGAAAUUCUGGAGGAGAUGGAUCCAGGUCUCAAUCUGGGGACAGAUAUGGUAGAAGCGCCCUCCGGGAUGAUGACAGCGAGAGCGAAGAGGAAGCAGCUCCUAGGCGUUCAAGGAAACCAUAGAGCAAUACUGAGAAGCUGAGCUCCAUGCUGUUACCUGAUGAGAAGGAUACCUGUGUAAACUGAGUUCAGAAAGUCAAAAUAGAUUUCCUAUCUAAUCUUCUUUGCUGAGACUAGAACCAAAUAGUGAAAUAUGGAUCCUGUAUAACUGCAUGCUGUGGGCAGUCAUAUUGGUAGUUGAAUUUUUCUCAGGCGGCAAAGACAAGCUCAUCUUGGCAGGUUGAGAUUGAUCUGGUGGUGUAUCACAGUAUCAGUCAGGAUUUGUAUAGUAACAAUGAUAAUACUAUAUAAAACACAAGUUGGUU